GCGGCAACGUAAACUCGGCGAGACUGACGCGGGACUCGACUCGGGCCUUCCCCCGGUUCGACUUUGGGCCGAGUGGUCCGCGGGCAAACGAUACAUUUUUUUUAUUCUUCCCCCCCUUUUUACGCGAUUACUAUAUUGUACAUGGUGUUUGUACGUGUUGGGUUUUUUUGUUACUUUAAGCGGGGGGGGGGGGGGGGAGAGAAACAUUUUUUCCUCACGAGUGGUUUGCGAGGGAGCGCGGUCCAAUCAGACGUCGCCUUGUAGCCACUGCAGGAAGUUCCCGCCCAUACACCAACGUGCGCCGCCAUCCACCCGCGUUACAGCCCGUCGCUGUGCGCUCUAGUAACUAAUUAUUCGGUACUGUAGCCUUCAAUUAAGUAACAUUCGUUGCGCUCGUCAUUAUUUACCUCCAGACAGCCUUUGUUGGUUUUUUUUUCAUUGUUCGUUUGAUUGGAUUUCCGCUCCCCGCACCGGCGGAGGCGUUGAACUGGGGCUCCCGCCUGCGGCCUAGCGAAGGCUCCCCUCGGAGUUUCCAGGCAAGGCCGGGAAUCCCGGCAGGGCCCGCGGAGGGAUUCGCAAUGAGCGCGGCCAAGCCAACCAAGAUAUCAUGGAAACUGCAGGAGUUUGUGGCGCAUGGGAGCGACGUUUCGUGUCUGGCUCUCGGCCGCAACUCUGGCCGCGUCAUGACGACGGGCGGUGAGGACCACAAGGUGAACCUGUGGGCCGUCGGCAAGCCCAACUGCAUUAUGAGCCUGUCAGGGCACACGUCCCCGGUGGAGUGCGUGCGGUUUAAGGACACGGAGGAGCUGGUGCUCGCCGGGUCGCGGUCAGGCGCUCUCAAAAUCUGGGACCUCGAGGCUGCCAAGAUUGUGCGGACGCUGACGGGACACAAGUCGAGUGUACGGAGUCUCGACUUUCACCCAUAUGGGGAGUACGUCGCCUCCGGCUCACUGGACACCAAUGUCAAGCUCUGGGACAUCAGGCGCAAGGGAUGCAUAUUCACCUACAAGGGCCACACAGACUGUGUCAACUGCUUGCGGUUCAGCCCUGAUGGGCGCUGGAUCGCAUCUGCUGGCGAGGAUGGGACAGCCAAGCUUUGGGACCUCACUGCUGGCAAGCUGCUAUACGAGUUUACAGAUCACAUGGCUGCUGUCAGCUCACUGGAGUUCCACCCCAACGAGUUCUUGCUUGUCACAGGCAGCGCCGACAGGACGGUGCGGUUCUGGGACCUUGAGAAAUUUCAAUUGGUUAGCGCCUCGGAAGGGGAAGCUUGCGGUGUCAGGUGCGUGCUGUUUAACCCGGACGGCUCGUGCCUAUUCAGCGGCUCCCAAGACAUGAUGCGUGUCAUGGGAUGGGAGCCGUUCCGCUGCUUCGACUCGCUGCACGUGGGCUGGGGCAAGCUGGCUGACCUUUCCAUCCUCUCCAACCAACUGAUCGGCGCCUCGUUUCAAAAAUCGACGGUGUCCGUGUACAUUGUGGACCUGGCGCAGGUGAACAAAAGUGGCCUGGGCCUGCUUGCGGCGGACAGGCCAGCUGCCCCUCUCUCGCCCAACGCCACGCCGUCGAGAGCGAAUUACGUGCGCCCGCACACCAGCAGCUCCAAGCAGGCCAACGAGAUGAAAAGAGAACCAGAGCAGGAGGCGCGAGGAGGAAACGGGGAUGAAGAGGAAGAGGAAUCUUCAUCAGCAGAAAUUACCAACCCUGACGAGUACAAGAAGAUCUUCCAGCCCAGCCCAAUGUUAGAUCGAACACCUCCCAAAAAAGCUGAACCCUUUCCUGCCCCUCCAGAGGAAGAUGGACUUCUCGGGAAGAACGUUCUAGCUGUUGUUCAUAAUGACCGACCACUGACCAAAGCCAGGAGACAGGUCCCAUCGGUGGUGGUCAGCGAGGAUCCGGCAACCAAUCAGACGGAGGCAGCUGUGGUACCUGGAGGCAGGAAGGCCCCUUUAGGCUUACGGGCGGCCGACUUCUUACCCAACCCCGAGCGGGAGAUGACCGAGGAGGAAGUCCUGUCGCAGGUGCGCAAGGGAUACGAGACCCUCUGCACUCUCUUGACUGAUCGGCACAAGAAGCUCAAGAUUGUACUUGCGCUAUGGACCAGCUGUGAGAUAAAGACGGCCAUCGAUGCUGCCAUCUCUAUGAACGACGCUGCCGUCAUUAAUGACGUCCUCGGCAUCAUGAACUCAAAGCCCUCCCUUUGGAGGCUGGACCUAUGCCCAGCACUCAUCCCUCAGAUAGAAAAGCUCCUGCAUAGCAAAUAUGAGAGUUACGUUCUCACCGGAUGCGUGGCCCUCAAGAUCAUCCUGCAAAACUUUGCUUCGGUCAUCAAGGGCAACCUGACAGUUCCGCCGUCGUCCAUGGUGGACAUCACACGCGAGGAGAGAUAUCAGAAGUGCAAGGUGUGCCAUCGGCUUCUCAUGAACCUGCGACCUCUGUUGGACAGCAGAAAGACUCGAUCUGGACGUGUGAGCGGUGCCUUCCGUGAACUCGGAAUGCUCAUGAUCACGUUCGAUUGAACUUUCCUGGCCAGCGCACACAAGUACCCUCCUCCUGGUGGCUCCUCAGCCGAGCCACACGGAGCCCGGUGGAGCAGUGCACGCGGGCGCUGAAACAAGGCGUGGUCAGGGCUCCCGACGUUCCGCCCGAGAACGGUCUCUCCCAGUGGGCUUGUCCCCGCCGUACGGCUCAACAAGUUGUCAUUGAUUACGUCAGCUGCUUCAUUUUUUUUUUCUUUUGCAGCAUGACUGGAAUUUACAAUCUUAAUUGCAGCCGCCAUUCCUCUGGGCACACAGAAAACACUCACGGUAUGGAGACGGGACGGUGCUUGAUCACUGUGGGUCACAGUCAAGCGGAAGAUUGUUUUUUUUACAAACUCAACUGUGGUGUGAUCCAAGUCUCGUUUUAUUUUUUUUCUUCAAAAAUGUGGAAUUGACUUCUGAGAAACAGAGUGGUCAGAUUUGCAGAGUGCCUCCUGUGGCACAGAAAACAACAUCACGCAAGAAGGAAGUGCCGUGCCUCCCUGAUGCGUAUGGCAGAGGGCGGGGAGGCCCGCUUUUUGCGCCGUAAAAGAACUUGCGUUGAGACGCUCAUUCAUUCUGCCGCGUGACCAGAGAGGCUCGUGAUAACGCAGCCCUUGAACCCAGACGGAGUCGAAAAAGAGCAGUCGUAAUAUUCGGGAGGAUGGUGAUGAAGCCACUUGGAAUAAAUGCAACUCUUGAAACUUUUUUGUUGCUUGUGAAGCAUUUGCAUUUUUUUUUGUUAUCGGGGACUUGCUCUGCGAUUGCACAUGCAAAACAUGCAGUCGAGUGUGCGCAUGCUGGUUGCUGUGCCAGAGAGAAACGCCGCGUUGUGAGGAACUGGCUUGAGCUGUGCCUCUCGGGCUGGUUGAGAACCUUGCCUCCUUGGGAUGUGUGUUUAGCACGUACAGUGGUGCCUGCAGAAGCCUUGGGAUGACCUGUGACCAGUGUGUGGUUCUUUUUUUUUGUUUAUUUGGGAGAAGAUCCUGAGAGGAAGGGUGCCCUGUCGUGCAUGUGUCGCUCUGCCCGUGCCUCCAUUGCAUCGCGUUUAGUCUCGGCGUUGUACAACUGUGAUAAAUGGGACGGUCAACAAAACAACAGAAAGUGAAAGGUGAAGAUCACAAUUAUUUCCCUUCGGGAAAGUGUGUACGAACGUGUUUGUUGACGUCGAUCUUUUUGUAUAUAUAGUGACUUCAUUUUAUAUUUGUUGUCAAACAAAAAUAUUUCUAAGCACUAUAACAUUUGGCAGUUAAUAUGCACUAAUACUUGUAAAAUACACUUAAGCAUAUUGUAAAAAAAAACUGCCAAAUUCCAAUAUUUGUGACCUCUCUGCCCAGCAUUGACGUGUAAGGGGACACACGUGUUCGUGUAAGGGGGCAUACACACGUGUUCGUGUAAGGGGGCAUACACACGUGUUCGUGUAAGGGGGCAUACACACGUGUUCGUGUAAGGGGGCAUACACACGUGUUCGUGUAAGGGGGCAUACACACGUGUUUGUGUAAGGGGGCAUACACACGUGUUUGUGUAAGGGGGCAUACACACGUGUUCGUGUAAGGGGGCAUAAACACGUGUUCGUGUAAGCGCACGCAUUUACACUUGUACAGUGUACACUGAAGAAUCUUAACAGAACAAGCUGGAGUGCACGGAUGAACUAUGCACAACCUCAUUACGCCAGAAGGUAGCCAUCGUGUUCCAUGUGUUUAUGCAGACUCCCAAGAAGCACUUUGGUGUGCCUGAUUUCCAUCCCAAGAACCCUGUCAGCUUUUGCUUCCCACUGCACCAAAUGAGUACUGCAGAGAGCAAGGGGCAUGCCUUAUUAAAAACUAAAAAAAAAUCGCAGGUUGAGUGUGCAGGUAUAACAACUGCAUCUGAACAACAAUAAACAAUCCGCUUUCGAGUCAACUUUUAAACGUUUUGUUUUCUUUGAAAUGAAAAAGUAACACCCUUGCUUCGGUUGUAUUGUGAGUGGUGCCGGUGUCCAUUUUUGGCUGGGGUUAUGACACGGUGCAACUGUAAAAAUGAGAUGUCAGCUUCGGUGUACACUGCAAGCGAAUGGAUGAGGUGCUUCCUUCCCCGUGUAACAUUUGUGUUGGGGAAAAAUGGGUGGUGUGACAUGCAUUACUAAUGCGGUCAGACACAACAAAAUUCUAAUCUUAGAACAUUACCGCUGCAUUGGUAUACGAAGUUUUUUUUGGUAUUCUAUUUUAAAGCUACGUUUCCACAAUGCAUUGUACAUUUAUUACAUGCAUUGAAAUGAUACGGAUAGUUUCCUGCAAUGGCAAAUGACAUUUGGCAUUUUGAUUCAGCUCCUUUGAAGCUGACGUCAUAUAUUAGCGACUAUUUAGGUCAACAAAUAAUGCCAUGCUGAAAUACCACAAACUACCGGUGAUUGGUUAGUCAAUUCAAGGUCAGCCGAUGCUGUCAAUGAAUAUUAAGUGAAUGCUUUCAUCUGCACCUUUGUUUCAGUGGGGGGUUAAUGUGAAUGUGAUAUCAAGCAUACCUUACAAAAUGUUCGUUAACAUUUCAGUAAAAAAACAAUGUAGGUUUUGUUGUGCCCUGUAGUGGAUGGGCUUAUCUGAAAUAACCCUAGCUCUGAUCACAUUCACUGCUGCAAUUACUGUCACUGACCGCACCAUUUAAAAUAGGCCAUACGUCUGACUUCAUUCAACACGAGUAAUGAUCACUAUGAAAGGACCAUUUCUCAAGAACCCCCAAGUAAUUCCUGCAUGCGAUUACAACACGUCUAGUAUAAGUGGGAGAAGUAGUUUAUAUAUUCUCCAUGUCUGAGAGUGCUAACCAUCAGGGGCUUUUCAAAAUGUACAUAUUCAUAUUGGGUCUUUUUUUGCUUAAUAUUAUUUUUAGGGCUAUUUAAAUUUGUAUUGGAUGGAAUGGAAUUCAAAAUAAAACUAGUUUGUGCUUUUGUUCA
This is a messenger RNA of Petromyzon marinus (sea lamprey), 5442 nucleotides long. It is a transcript of the gene KATNB1, whose product is annotated as katanin regulatory subunit B1. The record is from RefSeq and is a predicted model, not a curated record. Gene Ontology annotation, cellular component: katanin complex. NCBI's taxonomy places the organism in Eukaryota, Metazoa, Chordata, Hyperoartia, Petromyzontiformes, Petromyzontidae. Gene Ontology annotation, molecular function: microtubule binding. Gene Ontology annotation, biological process: microtubule depolymerization; microtubule severing.